UCUUGGUCUGGCAAGAACUUGCGUAAACAAACGCUGCAGUUCGAUUCUUGAUUCUGAAUCAAGAACAUCAAUCCUUUUUCGCAGUAGUCAUAGAAAAAAAAUGAGCCCCGAUUAAUUCCACUUUUUCUUUCAUUUCUGAAUGGUGAACCUUAUUCGAAUUCUCCGCGGACAAUGGAAAACCAAAGCGCUAAACGCAGUUGGGCGGACGCGCACCUCGUUGACGGUGGAUCAGAACAAAAUCAGUGUUGCUUCCUUUGUCAGAGUGCCCCUCGGAAGUUGUGCCAGCUCUCCACAGCGGAUAACUUGAAAGCGCUGAUUCGGAAAUAUUUGCGCAUAAAGGUUUUGUCCGACGCAAACAAGUUUGUUUGUGAGGAUUGCAUAGAAAAACUGAAAUCACUCAAGUGGUUCGUUCUUCAAGGCAGGAAGAAUGACGUCUUCCUCAAAAAUCUCCAAAGCGAACUACUGCCCCAGGACGAGAACUACUGCCGACUGUGCCUCGCGACCACCGAUCGUCUACAAGCAAUAUUCACUGAAAAUACUCAACAACAGCAUAACAACGCUCUUUGCGAGUUGGUCAAAGAGUGCAUUCGCAUUGAAAUCGAUUACCAUCGGGACUUUACGUCCCACAUUUGCGCGUUGUGUCGCUCUCACCUGGAAAUGUUUAUAACGUUCAAACGGAUCACACAGCAACUUCAGAACGAAAAAAGCCCCAACCCGAUCAAACCGGUGUCACCGGAAGUAGAUGGGAAAAACGAAGCAGUUGAAGCGUCCAAACAGAACGAUGUAGUUGUCCAAUGUGAUACCACGCCUGUUCUGAAAGUGGUCAACACCGACCAGAAUGGUGAACCUGUUAAAAAGAAGAAGCGAUACAGACGCACCAAAGCAGAGAUGGCCCUAGCUCGCGCUCAAGGACUCGUGAAACCAAUCGCCAAGGCUAACACUGGUGAAAAGACAAAAAAGAACAAAAAGGCUUCGGUUCCGAAGGUUCCGACAAUCACCGAGAGUAAUCCGUGGGCUCUUCCGAAUCGUAAGAAGAUCUGUCAGACCCUAUGGACGGCGGACGACGAACGAAACUUCGAGGUCACCAGAGCUACUGGAGGCCGGGUACGCAUUUUCAUGGAUGGAUUCCCGUUCUAUCUCAGCAAAUCGAAAGCGGAUGGGACGAGCCUGUGGCACUGCGAUUCCAAGAAAUUGCACAAUUGCAGAAUGGAUAUUAUCGUCAGUGCCAACGGGAAAAUAGCAACCGUUUGCGAGGGAAGGAGUCACUCGCACAGUAAGGAACUCGGGCCAUUAUUCAAAUGUCCUCUAGGAAAAGGAAAAAUCCUACACGCUGAUGGAACUGAGGAUACCUUCUGGUUGAUUGAACACAAAAGGAUGGGCAGACCUGUCGAGAGGCAUUUGAUCUAUCGCGGUUACCGGUAUAUCCUAAUUUCCUGCUUCCAAUACUAUAAGAAAGACACCAGUCUGUGGGCUUGUAGAACUAGUCGAUGUAAUGCUACUCUAGAAAUCAACGGAAUAUUCGAGAAAAUAUCUUCUCUCAAGGGAACUCAUGCACACCCGGAGAUUUGCGAUAAGGAAUGGCGAGAAGCUUUGAGAGAUAGUAGAGUAAGCAGGUUCUCUGAGGAUGUUAUUUCUUCUUUUCGGAGUGGCAAAGCUUGCGGAAAUAAGAAACAGUUGCCAGAUAUUUACGGCAAAUUGUCCGCCGUGAACAAUUUUCGAGAUUUUGAAGUGAUUAAAUUAAAAAAGGAUAUCUACAAAAUAAGGUAUGACAGAUAUGAUUACAAGCUUUACUUGAAACAGCAAGAUGGAUCAACGCUUUGGAAGUGCAUUUGGGAUGGUAUCCAUAGUUGCAAGGCAGUUAUCGUGGUGACUAGCGACGGAAAUUCUGCAGCGUACUACGGUAUAGUCGAGCACAACCAUCCAGUGGAACCGGGUCAGAUCCUUCGAUGCGAACCUCAGCAAUACUCUGUUCGAAACAUCGCCAACGAUGCAAUGGAAGGUGUCUCUUUACUUGAGCGCGAAUGCAAAUACUUCCGUAGUCGUACAAUUUUGUACGGCUAUCAUUUGUACAACUUGUACCAAAUAGUAAACGACGAAUCCAGUUGGUCUUGCAUCAGAACGGACUCAAAUGGCGAUCCGUGUCUUGCAUCCAUGAUAGUAACUGGCAGAAUGGAAUCAUUCCUGCAGAAAGGUGUCCACUGCCACCAGCCCAUACCAAAGAGUGAUAUUAAAAGUAUCAUCAAAUCAGGAAACUUAGUGGACCUGUCGGCUCUGAAGCAAACCAACGAUUCGAUGCCUGCAGAUAUGGCGGAACCAGUGAUGGCCGAUGAUGUGCUGGAAAUCCUAAAGCAACAACUUCUAAGCAAUCCUACGGGACGCGGAACAAUCUGGGAUAUGACGGAAAACAAAAACAAUUCCUUCUAUUUUGUGAAGGACCAGGCGAAGAAGAACGACAUGCCCUACAAGUUCCUGUACCAGAAGUACCGGUACGCAUUUGCUACCAUCGACGAAUACGGUAUCAGUCAGUGGAUUUGCUGCCAACUUUUGGAGAGUAGUACUCUAGCGGGAACAUGCACGGCGCGGGCAACAAUCGAGGGCGUUUUUCACCGGGUUUCCAUCAAAGGAUUUCACAACCACGACGGCAUUCCGCAAUCACUGGUUUAGAUUAUACCUAGUCAAACAGAGAGAAGUGCAUGGAGAUUUUACACAGUAUGUGAGAAAAAAAAAUCAUUUCAAUUAGUAGGAUAUAAUUAUCAGAUCGCUAUUUAUUGCUAUUUCACUUUUACAUUUUUAUCUCGAAUAGUAGUUUUAAUAUUUUGCUGCCAUCAAUAAUAAAGCUUACAUUAAUAAAUAUUUAUUCCAUUGA
Messenger RNA from Aedes albopictus (Asian tiger mosquito), 2866 nucleotides. RefSeq lists its product as uncharacterized. The coding region runs from base 172 to 2664 and encodes 830 amino acids. The record is from RefSeq and is a predicted model, not a curated record. The transcript is spliced from 3 exons. Gene Ontology annotation, cellular component: nucleus. Lineage: Eukaryota; Metazoa; Arthropoda; Insecta; Diptera; Culicidae. Gene Ontology annotation, molecular function: zinc ion binding.